Messenger RNA from Athalia rosae (coleseed sawfly), 633 nucleotides. RefSeq names its product probable NADH dehydrogenase [ubiquinone] 1 alpha subcomplex subunit 12 (gene ND-B17.2). NCBI's taxonomy places the organism in Eukaryota, Metazoa, Arthropoda, Insecta, Hymenoptera, Athaliidae. The record is from RefSeq and is a predicted model, not a curated record. The transcript has 3 exons. Gene Ontology annotation, cellular component: membrane. Gene Ontology annotation, biological process: mitochondrial respiratory chain complex I assembly; response to oxidative stress. The coding region runs from base 67 to 486 and encodes 139 amino acids.
UACAUAAUUGUUCGCUUGUUCCCAGUUUUCAGUUUCGGUGGUUGUUCAAUUGCCAUAAAUAAAAAAAUGGCGAAAUUUUUGGGUCUUGAUAAGAUAGCGAGAUUUUUUCGAAUUGUCAAACACAACGGGGGCAUACGAGGUUCCUUAAGAGCCAUUUACAUGCGAGAUGAAUUGAAAGCUGGUGACUUGAUAGGAGAGGACAAAUUUGGGAAUCGAUAUUACCAAAACAAUAUGUUCUUUUACGGACGCAAUCGUUGGGUUGAAUAUAACGAUAGCGUUGGUCUGAAUUAUGAUGCAUCACAAGUUCCUGCUGAAUGGUACGGAUGGCUACAUUACAAGACCGAUUUACCUCCACACCAAGACCCAUCUCGCCCCAAGUACAAGUGGAUGAUGGACCACACUGAAAAUUUUUCAGGCACUAACAAAGCUUACAUGCCUUACAGUACGACCCGUCCUAAAAUCGAGGCGUGGAAACCCCCCAAGUAAGACCGAUGAAUGACAAAUAUAUAGAGCUGAAGGUAGGAACUACUUGUAAAAAUCUAUUAAAUAUCUUCUAUAGCUAAAUUACUUCGUACAUUGCAGUUUGUGUGACAUGUACGAUAAUUGUAAAUAAAUAACUUUCCGUUUAACGUA